CCUGCAGACGAAGGCUUCUCCCGCUCACCCGGCAGCGGAGCGGCUGGUCCUCUCCCGGGGAGGCAGGGAGGCCCGAGGGGGAGGCCGCAGACCCUCUCCCCCCAGGUCGCUCGCUGCUAGGCUUCCCGGCCCGUAGUCAGAGCCCCCGGCCCCCAGGAUGGACGGGAUGUGCGAAACCCUGGCCCGACGGGCCCUGCAACGGACUCUGCUGCUCCUCCUGCUGACUCUGGCCUUGUCCCAGACGGCCCAGGCUGGUGUGAAAUUUAAUGUGCCCUGUGGAGGAAGAGACUGCAGUAGGGGUUGCAAGUGUUUUCCGGAGAAAGGAGGACGUGGCCAGCCAGGACCCGUUGGUCUGCAAGGCUCUCCCGGACCCUCUGGAUUGCAUGGUAUCCCGGGUUUGCAAGGACGCAAAGGUGACAAAGGAGAAAGAGGACCUCCAGGAAUAUCAGGGCCCAGAGGAGAUCCGGGGCAAAGAGGAGUUCCUGGUUUUCGCGGAGCAGAUGGCAUUCCUGGUCACCCAGGGCAGGGGGGUCCCAGGGGGAGACCAGGCUACGACGGUUGUAAUGGAACCAUCGGUGAUCCUGGUCAGCCGGGGACCCCAGGAAUCUAUGGCUCCCUUGGCUUCCCAGGACCUCAAGGACCCAAAGGUCAGAAAGGUGAACCGUUCGCAUUGCCUUGGGAAGAGCAAAACAAAUACAGGGGAGAACCUGGAGAACCAGGGUUGGUCGGGAUGCCAGGAUCUCCAGGCAGACCUGGUGUUGAAGGCCCCAUAGGACCAGUAGGUGCCCCAGGACAACCCGGACCCCCUGGACCUCCAGGACCCAAAGGACUGCAAGGCAACCGAGGCCUUGGCUUUUAUGGACAAAAGGGUGACAAGGGUGAAAUAGGACAUCCAGGCCCCACCGGACUUCCUUCGGAGAAUGAGCACCAGAGUACCAUAGAGAUCGUAAAUUUGGAACAAUAUAAGGGAGAAAAAGGACGUGAAGGAUUUCCAGGCACUCCAGGACGCGGAGAAGGAGGAAUAAUGGGCUUUGCAGGUCAAAGGGGUGUUUCUGGAAUAAAUGGAGUACCAGGAGCACAGGGGCUAACAGGAUUUCCAGGCCACAGUGGCCCUCCGGGCCAUGACGGCAAUAAAGGAAUGAAGGGAGAAAUGGGUGACCCGGGCCUCCCAGGGCCACUUCCCCCUUACCCUCCUCCUCAUUUCAGAAAAGGUGCUCCAGGAGACCCGGGAUUUCCAGGACUUAAGGGCCCUUCGGGGGAUCCGGGUGACCAAGGAUACCCCGGCCCGCCAGGUUAUCCUGGCUCAUCGGAUGGAUAUAAAGACAACCGAACAGGCUGGCCGGGCGAGAUGGGCCUCAAAGGUGACCCUGGAGAACCAGGCAUUCCAGCUGCUUUUCCAGGCCCCCCAGGGAUCAACGGAAAUAUCGGUCUUCCAGGCUUGCCUGGCCCUGCUGGGCCACGAGGGGUAACGGACAUCUUUCAUGGAAUCAAAGGAUCAAAGGGUAUGCCAGGCCCAGAAGGUUCACAAGGAGUCCCCGGACCAGGAGGACAAAAGGGGUUGAAAGGAGAGCCCGGAGAAUGCAAGUGCUUGGAUGAAGACGGGGAAGGGUUACCUGGGUUUCAGGGGCCACCCGGAAUUCCAGGAGACCAAGGGGAGCCCGGGAGAAAAGGGGACAGCGGAGAUCCCGGCCAGUACGGCACUCCUGGUCAGCAGGGACUCAAGGGGUCCCAGGGUAAUGAAGGGGAGAUAGGACUUAAAGGGGAGAAAGGAGAUCUCCAAACAGUGACAACAAAAGGUGCCCCGGGUGACCAGGGCAUUCCUGGCAACUCCGGGCCCAGGGGGGCCGAUGGGCCACCAGGCCAAGACGGACGGGAAGGUGUACUGGGAAUUCCAGGGCCACUUGGUGCUGACGGAGUCAAAGGUCUAUCCGGGGACACAGGCCUCCAGGGAGAGCUCGGGCCAAAGGGCUUCCCAGGAAUUGUAGGUCCACCAGGAUUUGGCUUUCCCGGCCCCAAAGGUGCUCGCGGUUCGCCCGGACACUCCGGAUACUGGGGGAGUCCCGGCCACCCUGGGCCCCGAGGACCUCCGGGCCUACCAGGCCGAACAGACUGUGAGGACGGAGUGAAGAAGCCCAUCGGUGACGGGCAAGAGGGAAUCUGGCCAGGUUGUGUAACACCUCCUAAAGGACCACCAGGACCACCGGGACCACCAGGACUUCAGGGGUCCAAGGGCAUUAAAGGCCACCCAGGAAAAACAGGCGCCGAUGGCUACGUGGGCCUCAAAGGUCUCCCGGGAGAACCAGGUCGCGAAGGAAUUCCAGGCCCACCAGGAUUUAUCGGGCCCAGAGGACAGAAAGGAGCACCCGGUUUUCCUGGACCCAAGGGAAGUCCAGGGGCUAAAGGCAGCCCAGGCCACCCCGGCCUAGCUGGAGAGAAAGGACGUCCAGGAGAAGUGCUUUCGGCCCAGCCUGGCCUCCCUGGAGAUUCCGGCCUACCUGGGAUUCCCGGGCUCAAAGGUCAACCAGGAAGUAUAGGGCCUCCGGGAUUCCGAGGUGGCCAGGGGAUGCCUGGGAUGCCAGGUCUGAAGGGUCGGCUGGGAUUCCCAGGCCCUUCCGGUCAGCGCGGCCCCCCUGGGCUCACAGGAACGCACGGCUUCCCGGGGUUUCCAGGCCACCCAGGACCUCCCGGCCUGCCAGGACUUCUGGGAUUCAAAGGUCACCCUGGAGACAUAGGUGACAGAGGUGACCCCGGCUUCCCCGGCCCCAUAGGCAUGAAAGGUCUGGCUGGUGAUCCAGGUGAAAACGGCUUUGUAGGGAUGAGAGGGGCGCAGGGCUCUCCUGGUUUCCAAGGGAUGGACGGAAUGCCAGGAAACCCAGGAUCCAAAGGCCCCAAAGGCUCCCCUGGCAUGGAUGGCUUCAAAGGCAUGGCUGGUCUCAAAGGAAGGUUAGGGAUGCCAGGAUAUAAAGGAGUAACCGGAAAUCUGGGACUGCCCGGUCUGAAAGGUUUGGCGGGGGACCGAGGCUUUAAAGGCAGCCGCGGAGAUCCAGGCCCCCCGGGAGAACCUCCCAAACUCAUACCGGGAAUGAAGCACUUUAAAGGAGAGAAAGGAGAUGAAGGACCGACUGGUUUGAAAGGAUUUCUGGGCUUAAAAGGUGGCCAGGGAAUGCCGGGAGUCCCCGGAGCGUCUGGUGUGCCGGGGUUACCCGGGCAACCCAGCCAGGUCAAAGGGGAUAAAGGAGAAACUGGGGUUCGCGGACAUCCCGGAGAGCAGGGAUACCCCGGAGCUGCCGGGAUUCCUGGAAUCAGAGGCUUCCCAGGAUUCCCUGGAAUUAGGGGUGACAAAGGCAACAUCGGCAUCAAGGGCUUUGAGGGUGAGAGUGGCUCUGUGGGAGACUUGGGUGACAAGGGGGACACUAUAAACUUGCCGGGAAGCCGUGGAGUAAAGGGAGCACCCGGUCUAGCUGGAGUAUCAGGGGUAAAGGGAUAUGUAGGACAGAAAGGCCACGAGGGAGACUCUGGUCUCCAGGGAAUAAGUGGCAUGAAGGGAACCCAAGGCCCACCUGGUAUAAGAGGACAAAGCGGCUCCCCAGGGAUGGCAGGUUCCCCAGGCCACCACGGAGAUCCCGGGAGGAAUGGAUUCCAGGGUGAAAAAGGCGACACCGGAAGACCCGGACUACCAGGCUUUUCAGGUGUCUCUGGCUUACGAGGAAUCAGCGGUUUAGACGGACUGCCCGGCACCAAAGGCUUUCCGGGAUCACCAGGGGGAGAUGACUUUGGGGACCCAGGAUUUCUGGGGCCCUCUGGUGACAAAGGCGAACCAGGGGACCACAACCCUAAACCUGGUCCGAGCGGUGCAGUCGGACCGAAAGGGGAGAGAGGACUUACAGGGAUCCGAGGCCCGAUGGGUAGUCGCGGGCUUCCAGGGAUACCGGGACCUUUCUCCGUCACCAACAUCUCCGGGUUUCCCGGUGAUAGGGGCGAUCCUGGCAUAUUCGGAACAAAAGGUUAUCCGGGCCAACGAGGGCCGCCCGGAGUCCCCGCUUCCCCUGGACCUAAAGGAGAAGAUGGAAACCCGGGACUUUUUGGAGAGUCGGGUCCAAAAGGAUGGGGAGGAGAUCCUGGCCCCCAAGGCAAACCCGGAGUUUAUGGCAUCCCUGGAACAAAAGGUCCCAAGGGAGAGCAGGGGCUCAUGGGAUUUAAGGGUAUGUUCGGGAACAUCGGUGAUCAAGGCCCCGUAGGACCCAAAGGAGACCGAGGUUACCCUGGUACUCUGGGACCUCUGGGAUCACCCGGGAUUCCUGGAAUUCCACAGGAAGUCGUCCUGGACCGGGGAAUACCUGGUCCCUUUGGAAAGCAGGGCCCCCCGGGGAUACAGGGAGAGAUGGGUCCACAGGGCCCUCCGGGGCAUCCAGGCUUCCGGGGAUCCCCUGGUAAUCCCGGGCCUCAGGGCCGAGGAGGGGUGUCGGCCGUUCCGGGAUUCAGGGGCGACCAGGGCCCCGUCGGACAUCAAGGGGCAACAGGCCAAGAGGGGAAUCCGGGGCGCCCGGGGAACCCCGGCAUGCCCGGCAUGCCCGGCCGCAGCGUCAGCAUCGGCUACCUGCUGGUGAAGCACAGCCAGACGGAGCAGGAACCCAUGUGUCCCUUGGGCAUGAACAAGCUCUGGAGCGGCUACAGCUUGCUGUACUUCGAAGGCCAGGAGAAAGCCCAUAACCAAGACCUGGGACUGGCCGGCUCGUGCCUGGCCCGCUUCAGCACCAUGCCCUUCCUGUACUGCAACCCCGGGGACGUCUGCUACUACGCCAGCCGCAACGACAAGUCCUACUGGCUGUCCACCACCGCCCCGCUGCCCAUGAUGCCCGUGGCCGAAGACGAGAUCAAGCCCUACAUCAGCCGCUGCUCCGUCUGCGAGGCCCCGGCCGUGGCCAUCGCCGUCCACAGCCAGGACGUGACCAUCCCCCACUGCCCCAAUGGCUGGCGCAGCCUCUGGAUCGGCUACUCCUUCCUCAUGCACACGGCCGCCGGCGACGAGGGGGGCGGCCAGUCGCUGGUGUCCCCCGGAAGCUGCCUGGAGGACUUCCGGGCGACGCCGUUCAUCGAGUGCAACGGGGGCCGUGGGAACUGCCACUACUUCGCCAACAAGUACAGCUUCUGGCUCACCACCAUCCCCGAGCCCAACUUCCAGAGCAGCCCCUCCCCUGACACCCUCAAGGCCGGCCUCAUCCGGACGCACAUCAGCCGCUGCCAGGUCUGCAUGAAGAACCUGUAGCCCUCCCCCCCCCAACCUCGUCCCCGACUGUCGUCAUCCGUCCCCCCGUGGCCCCGGGGAGGGCCAACCUAGCUCGGGCCGCAGACAUUUUAGCAGGGGAGGGAAUCACUUUGGUGCUUAUUCUUAACUUAUUACCUCAGCCGCUGGAUGGAAAGUUGUGUUUUUGGUUUUUUCUCUCCCGAAGGGGAGAAAAAGCAUGCUAACAUUAUUUAGCACUAGUCGUUAUACCAAACAAUGACUUCCUUUUUGCAGUAGGCUCCUGCCACUCUAACUUUUCCAUAUCACAGACAGAUCUAUACCUAGUUUCCCCAAUCCUUCGAACCAAGUUGUUAAGGCCAGACCGAGCCUGUCCCAUCGUGCAACACUGUUUUCCUGUAGCAGCAGGUUUAGCUAAUAAUUUAAUGUCAUGUAUAAAUAAAUGUACGUGCCUAUAUUCUGUUUAUUCUAGAAAAAAAACUAACACACGUAUACUCUUAUUUAAGUGAGUGGGGCGGGGCGAGAAUAAAAUAAGGUUGGGAAGGUAGCCUGGGCUAAAAUCCUGGAAGACUCAUCUGCUUUUGUAGGUUUUUGCCACUCACUGCACUGCACCCAGUUCGGGGUUGACUCUCUGAACUCCAUUUACACCUGCCCGGCUUUCUACCCAAUGUUAGAAAAGUGCUAUACUUAGAGUGAUGAUAGAUUUGAAUGCAUUCUCCAUGUGAGUUUAGGGAGAUGCUCCAGUAUGUCUGCCACAGGGGGGAAAAAAAAACCAAACUGCCAUUUUUUACUCACCCGUUUCACUUCUCAUCAUAAGAGCAAGUUGAAUCGAGGACAUUCUUACAGCCACCUGUUCAGGUCAGAAACAGUUGUCCGUUCAAUUGCCACAAGUACUUGUCAAGGAGAUUUUAAUCUUUCCAACCUCUCUCAUGAUUUAUGCAUUUUCUAUCACACCCUUACUGUAACUGUCUCGAAAUAAAAGGUGUGGGUUUAUUUUUUAAUCCUCAAA
Molecule: messenger RNA, 6251 nt
Organism: Ornithorhynchus anatinus (platypus)
Lineage: Eukaryota; Metazoa; Chordata; Mammalia; Monotremata; Ornithorhynchidae
Gene: COL4A2
Product: collagen type IV alpha 2 chain
Exons: 48
Coding region: 158-5266 (1702 amino acids)
Cellular component (GO): collagen trimer; basement membrane
Molecular function (GO): extracellular matrix structural constituent
Source: RefSeq, a predicted model, not a curated record